Messenger RNA from Daucus carota subsp. sativus, 2478 nucleotides. Its product is annotated as protein TIC 62, chloroplastic. The record is from RefSeq and is a predicted model, not a curated record. NCBI's taxonomy places the organism in Eukaryota, Viridiplantae, Streptophyta, Magnoliopsida, Apiales, Apiaceae. The transcript has 16 exons. The coding region runs from base 200 to 1906 and encodes 568 amino acids.
CAAACUAAACCAAAAGAAGCGAGUUCAUUGUAGGAAUCAUAUAUUCAGGGGGUCCAUUUAUCUACAUGUAAAUGGAGGGCUGUGGAGGAACUCGCAACUGAUAAAACAGAAAAAACAACACCCCCAAACAUUAAAGAUUUAUUAUAUUUAUAUAUAAUCCUCUGUAUUCUGAAUAUCUUCUUGAUCACCAUCGGGAUUGAUGGAGCUGAGGUCUGUUCAUUCACCUUCUGUGAGCUGCAGCAUACCUAAAAGUGGAUCCUUGAUACUAACUCCAUUUUUAAAUGGUCAUUUUGUUAAGUUAACACAUUUCAAGAAAUACCCCGAUGCUAGAAAACUUAGUUUGUUUAACUACAGAGCUCAAGCUUCAGUUGCGACCAGAUCAUCUUCAGUUGCUGUUGAAGCAAUUCCACAGGAUAUCAACUCGACAGAUGAAAAUGUUGUUUUUGUUGCUGGUGCCACUGGUAAAGUUGGCUCACGGACAGUUAGGGAGCUUUUGAAAUUAGGAUGCAAAGUUCGAGCUGGUGUACGGAGUAUAAAAAGAGCAGAAUUUCUUCAGAAGAGUGUUCAACAAAUGAAACUUGAUGGUGGUGCAGAUGAUGAAACUCAAUUUAUGAAGAAUUUUGAGCUUGUAGAGUGCGAUUUGGAGAAAACGGAUCAAAUUGGACCUGCAAUAGCCAAUGCAUCAACUGUCAUCUGCUGCAUUGGGGCCAGUGAGAAGGAGAUAUCUGAUAUUACAGGACCUUAUCGAAUUGACUAUCUGGCCACUAAAAAUCUUGUUGAUGCAGCAACUGCUGCAAAGGUCAGCCACUUCAUAUUGGUUACAUCCCUGGGAACAAAUAAGUUUGGAUUUCCUGCGGCUAUACUAAAUCUGUUUUGGGGAGUCCUCUGCUGGAAGAGGAAGGCGGAAGAAGCACUCCUUGCAAGUGGUAUCCCCUACACUAUUGUAAGACCUGGAGGUAUGGAGCGGCCAACUGAUUCUUACAAGCAAACUCAUAACCUUACUCUUUCACUUGAAGAUACUCUCUUUGGUGGUCAGGUGUCAAACCUUCAGGUGGCUGAACUCUUAGCAUUUAUGGCCCAAAAUCGUAGCCUUUCAUAUUGUAAAGUGGUGGAAGCAAUAGCAGAAACUACAGCCCCAUUAACUCCUAUGGACAAGCUCCUAGAAAAGAUACCACCCCAAAGAGUUGAAGUCAAAUUGCCUAAGAAAUCAAGCACUACAGAUAGCCCUCAGCCUUCAGUUUCCAAAAGCACUGUUGCGGAAACUUCAAGUACUUCCUUGGAGGAAAAAUCAACCGAAGAAAAAGAAACUGUAACAAGGCCACUCUCUCCAUAUAUCGCUUAUGCUGAUCUUAAACCACCCACAUCUCCAUCUCCAAAGUCACCUGGUGAUAGUAAAAAAGUUACUGCAUCAACACCUGUUGCAGAAACAGACGGUGUCAUAACACCGGAAAUCAUCACUAGUAUUCCUGAACACAGUCCAGGAGUGCUAGAAAAACCAAAAGAAAGGCCCUUGUCUCCCUAUGCCGCAUACGAUGAUCUAAAGCCACCAUGCUCUCCUUGCCCAACACCUAGUGGUCCCAAAGAGACACCAUCUAUUACAGAAAUUCCAGAAGCCAGUAAUAUAUCAGAGGUUAAAACUGUCAGUGUUGCUGAAUAUGAUCCUCUUCCCGUAACAAAUUACUGCCAUUCACCCUACUCUGCAUAUGAAGAUUUUAAGCCUCCAACAUCACCAUCACCUAGUUCACCAAUAAUCACACAAUCAGCAGCAUCCCCUGUGAUUGGUGGAUCAACAAACGGCACAGCUCAACCUCCGUGCACUGCACCACAAUCUAGGCCACUUUCACCUUUCCCAAUGUACGAGGAUUUGAAGCCACCAACUUCUCCGACACCUCCACAACCAAAAUAAUGAGGAAAAAAAAUCAUCAAUCGACACAUAACGAGGUCUUGCUACUAUGUUAUUGCAGGUGGCAUUUUGGCUAUUGAUGCUAAAAGGGACAAGCAAAAGGAAGUUGUAGAUAUGUAUCAAUGUACUACAUUACUUGGGUGUUCUUCCACAACUAUAUCUUGAUAUGAUCAUCGUUUCAUCACACUACACUUCGAAAAGAAAUUACUAUGUGGAGCCGAAAUAUCCGGUUUGAUUCUCAAUCUGUUAUUCUGUGCGAAAUGUGAGGCUCCACCAAAUGCAAGUUCGAAUAAUCUUACUUUUGCAUGAAGGGUGUGAUUUUGAGUCAGCCCGGUUCUGUCCGAAUUUGAGGAACCGGAUUGGAUUGUGCGGUUCAAACCAGCUCAAAUGGUUAUUUUUUGGUGAUGUGAUUCAAACCAUCUCAAGACUCAAAUGAUUAGGAAUAUAGUUUUUUUUUAAUUUUUUUUUUUUUUGCCAGAUUAAUGUUUUCUUUUUAAUUUUCUGAUUAGCACAUAUGAUUUUACUCUUUUGCAUAUGUAAAAGAAAAAGAAAUAUAACUUUCUAAUUUUGCUGUA